CGCAAGUUCGCAACAGUUUUCUUCUCAGUCAGAAGGUGAGAUUGCAAGAGACUACAUGUGUACCGUCAGGAAUUAUAAGAAAUAACAAGAUAAUGAAGGUCGCCCUGUGCUUGUCGCUCCUCUUUGCCGCCUCAGCCGUUGCUAGCCCAAUGUUCGGUGCAAGUGGUAUGAUGAAGCGCCGGUUCCCCGGUGCACCAGACAUGACGGUUCGCAUGUACCGUGAGAUCCAAAACUCCAACAACGCCCAACGCGAACCUGAGACCAACGCUGCUGCAGGGACCCCGGUUCUCAGAACCAACGUUGCCACGCAGAACACUCAGGACAGGAACUGGAUGUUCAGCAACGCUGUUCCAGCGCCUGCACUCACUGGCCCCGCUGACCUCAUCGCUCCAGCCCCUCAAAUUACCAGCCAAUCCAGCGGCCAAUCAGCUCCUGCUCAGCUGAAUCUUCGCGACGUCCAAUACCAGAACGCGGUAGAUUCUUCAUACUUCUACUCGGACUACCCUACCUCCUUCUACCCGCGGGAAUCCUACGGUUACCUCAACUUCCCCGAAGCUGACCUAUUCGAUGGGUUCUACUCGAAGGGGUACAAUUCUUAUCGUGGACACAGUCCUGUUAUCCCGCGUCGUGGAUAUUAUUAGUACACUAUACGUCUAUACCUUUUAUUAAAUGUUAUAAUAAUA
Molecule: messenger RNA, 683 nt
Organism: Hyalella azteca
Lineage: Eukaryota; Metazoa; Arthropoda; Malacostraca; Amphipoda; Hyalellidae
Exons: 4
Coding region: 93-641 (182 amino acids)
Source: RefSeq, a predicted model, not a curated record